AUGAUGGUGUUUGUGGCAGAGUUAUUUGUGCUACUCUCUCAGACUGAGUGCAGGAUCAAAUGCAGAAUCCGCGACCCUCUUCCUAUCCUUCACAAAUAUAUAGGCCCAGGAGAACUUACAAUUGGUGGUAUUAUUUCUCAAACCUUCAUAUUCUCCAUGCCUCCGUCCUUUGAAAAUUAUCCCUCACAAGAACUCUUUGAUGAUACUGUGGUAGUGCCUCAGAACUACCAGCACAUCCAAGCCAUGGUAUUUGCCACAAAGGAAGUGAAUGAAAAUCCCACACUUUUACAAAACACUACUCUGGGCUUCCACAUUGAUAGCAGCAAUUUCAGUCCAAGCUGGACCUUUUACACCUCAAUGGACCUUCUUUCCACAGUAGGCAGAUUCAUCCCCAACUACAAGUGUGACAUCUGGACUAAACUGGUAGCAGUCAUUGGAGGACCAAACUCGGACAUCUGUCUUCACAUGUCAACCAUUCUAGGCACAUACAAGAUUCCCCAGCUCACAUAUGGGUCUGCUCCAGUGAUGGAUAAUAAAAUCCAAACAGUUUUCUUGCAUCAGAUGUUCCCCAAUGAGGCUCAUCAGUAUGUGGGUAUUAUCCAGUUAUUGCUGCAUUUCCAAUGGACUUGGAUUGGGGUCAUUUGUCAUGAUGAUGACAAUGCAGAGAGAUUUGUGCAGAAAGUGCUUCCUUUGUUUUCCCAGAGUGGGAUCUGCUUUGACUUCAUAGAAAGAUUUGUCAAAGUUGUUUUUUCCACUGAGUUAUCUGCAAAUGUAGAAAAGCAAUUUGAAAAGUACAGGCGUGUCGCAGGAAGCACAGCUAGGGUGUUGGUUGUAUAUGGUGAGACUGAAACAAUCAUCGUUUUGAGAUUUUUGCUCCAAAUGUCCCAUAUCGAUGACACAUCACUGAAGACGAUCGGUAAAAUCUGGAUUAUGUCAGGUCAGAUGGACUUCACAUCAAUUCCUCUUCAACAAAAUUGGGAUAUAGAUUUCAUUCACGGCUCUCUAUCCUUGCUGAGUUUUUCAGAGGAGGUGGUAGGCUUCCGGAAUUUUCUGCAGCAAAAGAAUCCAAACUCAGAAAAAGAAGACGGCUUUAUUAAGAAUUUCUGGGAACAAAUAUUUAACUGUGUGAUUUCAAGCUCAGCAGUAGACGUUUCAGAGAUGUGCACUGGAGAAGAGAAGCUGGAGUACCUUCCGGAGUCUGUUUUUGAAAUGAGAACCACACCUCACAGCUACAGCACCUACAAUGCUGUUUAUGCUGUGGCCCAUGCAUUGCAUGCCAUGUAUAACUUCAAAUUCAGAAGCAGGGCAGAGCCAGGUAGAGGAACACAGACAAUAAUGAAUCUUCAGCCCUGGCAGCUUUUCAACUUUCUAAGAAGCAUUUCGUUUAACAACAGUGCUGGGCAAAGGAUUUCAUUUAGUGAAAAUGGAGAAUUAGAGACCGGAUUUGAUAUUAUAAACUGGGUCACCUUCCCAAACCAGUCAUUCAUUAGGAUGAAGAUUGGAAAGAUAGAUCCACAUUUUCUGCCAGGCCAAGUGCUCACUAUUCAAGAAGAUGCCAUUGUAUGGCCCAGUUGGUUUAACCAGACACGGCCAGUUUCUCUGUGUAAUGACAACUGCCUUCUGGGAUACAGAAAGGCAAAGGAGGAGGGGGAGCCAUUUUGCUGCUAUGAUUGCCUUCCAUGUCCAGAAGGGAAAAUUUCCAAUCAAACUGACAUGGACACUUGUAUUCAGUGUCCAGAAGAUCAUUAUUCUAACAACCAGAGGGAUGCAUGCAUUCCCAAAAGGAUAAGCUUUUUGUCUUACAAAGAACCUUUGGGGAUCAGUUUAGCCAUCACGGCUCUUCAUUUUUCUUUCAUCACAGCUCUGGUGCUUGGUGUCUUCAUUAAGCAUCAAGACACUCCCAUAGUCAAAGCCAAUAAUCGAGACCUGACUUAUGCUCUUCUCACCUCCCUGAUACUCUGCUUCCUUUGUGCAUUCCUAUUCAUUGGCCAACCUGAGAAACUGAUGUGCCUCUUUCGACAAGCUGCUUUUGGUGUCAUCUUUUCAGUUGCUGUUUCCUGUGUGCUAGCCAAAACCAUCCUUGUGCUUUUAGCAUUCAUGUUCACAAAGCCAGGAUCCAAGAUGAAGAGAUGGGUUGGAAAACGACUGGCUAACACCAUUGUUCUUGCCUGCUUCCUUGUUCAAGCCACAAUUUGUACUGUGUGGCUUACAACAUCACCUCCUUUCCCUGAUUUUGUUAUGAACAUAAUGGCAGAAGAAAUUGUCCUGGAAUGUAAUGAAGGCUCCUUGAUCAUGUUUUACUGUGUACUUGCUUUCAUGGGUUUCUUAGCUAUUGUCAGUUUCACCGUGGCAUUCCUAGUCAGGAAGUUGCCUGACACUUUUAAUGAAGCCAAAUUUAUUACCUUCAGCAUGUUAGUGUUUUGCUGUGUUUGGUUAUCUUUUGUUCCUUCUUAUUUGAGCACAAAAGGAAAAUAUACUGUGGCUGUGGAGAUCUUCUCAAUUUUAGCCUCCAGUGCUGUCUUGCUGGUUUGCAUUUUUUCCCCAAAGUGCUACAUCAUUUUGCUAAAGCCUGAACUCAACAGCAAGGGACAGUUAAUAAAAAGAAUUAAUAAAAAUAUCUAA
Molecule: messenger RNA, 2622 nt
Organism: Pogona vitticeps (central bearded dragon)
Lineage: Eukaryota; Metazoa; Chordata; Lepidosauria; Squamata; Agamidae
Source: RefSeq, a predicted model, not a curated record